Molecule: messenger RNA, 2565 nt
Organism: Ceratotherium simum simum (southern white rhinoceros)
Lineage: Eukaryota; Metazoa; Chordata; Mammalia; Perissodactyla; Rhinocerotidae
Source: RefSeq, a predicted model, not a curated record
UACGGCCGGCAACAGAGAAUCCGGCGAGUGGGACGCUGCUUCCUAAGAGCCGGAGAAACCGCUUCGACCCGAGUAGCUGCGUUUCUUAGUCAGGAAAAUGUCUGAUCAGGAGGAGGAAGAAUUUAGUGCUCAGAAUGUUGUUGAUGCAUCAGAAGAAAGUGAAGAUGCUUUUGAGACUAUCAAUAUUCCAGUUUCCUCAGAAGAGCAUCCAGAGUCAAAUCAAACUGGAGGCCAUGAAUCUGAAUUAGAACCAUCUGGUGUUGAGGAGCGGAGUGGCCAGAGCUCUUCAAGCCUGGAACUAAGGGAUAAAGAACAGGCCUCGGAAGAGGUUAUGUCACCUGAACUCGUUUCAUAUUCUCCAAGUCAUGAAAAGCCCUAUCUAAUUAAUUCUGAUAGUGCAAUGCAGUCAGCCAAACAGUAUUCAAAUGAUGGUUCUCUGACAUUUCUGGAUAAAAUAAAGGCUAUAAAGGAAUCUCUGAAAACAUCAAUGAAAGAUUCUUUAGCAACAGUAAAAGUUGUACUUCUUCCUGUGGGCCAGGAAAUUGUAAUGCCUUUUAAAAUUGACACCAUUUUUAAAUACCUCAAGGAUCAUUUUUCAUCCUUAUUAAGUGUCCCACCUGAUGUACUGCAGAUAAGAUGUUCAGGAAUGAUUCUUAAAAAUAAUGAGACUCUACUACAACAUGGAGUGAAGGCACAGGAUAUUGUACAAGUGGAAAUCUUUUCUACACAUCCAGAUCGAUAUCCAAUCAAAAGAAUAGAUGGAUUAAAUGACGUCUCUCAAAUCAUAACUGUCAGAGUGCAAACUGGCAUUGAUCAGUACCAGGAGGUAGCUGUUGAGAUUAUAAAAUCUGACUUUCACAAACCAUAUCUUGGUGGAUUCAGACAUAAAAUAACAGGAAUAGAAUAUCAUAAUGCUGGAACACAAACUGUACCUAAAAAGAUUCUUGAAAAACAUAAUGUAUUGUGUAGGGAUACACAGACAGUUUUUCAGAGACAAAAGUUCCAACAAACUACAAAUACAACAUCCACACAGAUGACUAAAAUUGGUGUAUAUGUAUCAAAUAUGACUGAUAAACUGGUAAUACCAGGAAAAUAUUUUUCAGCAGAAGAAUACCAUGCUCAAAGAUUAGAGGCGGUACUAGUGCUACAGACUUACUACAGACAAUGGCAUGCUAAAAUCGUGGUAAAGAAUUUAAGAAGACAGAAAAUGUUAAGGCUGAAGUGGGAAGCACAGGAAGAACUAAGGAAGAUGAGAGAAAAAGAAGAAUGGAUGAAAUUGGACUAUUACCGGAGGCAUAAUCCUCAAACAAAAGAAGAUUUUGAACUACUUUAUAAUGCACUGGAACUCUGGCAUCGAGAAGAACUUGCACGCAUUAACCAGUCUUUCACUGGAGCUGAAAGGAAGGCUGCUUUGUGUGAACUUCUGGAAAAAGAGAUCCAGAUAAUUUCUUCCAUUGGGAGACAUAGAUACAUUGCUUACAUGGCGAACCAAGAAGCAUCAAUACAAGCUUUUUUGGAUAAGUGUUCAGCUCCAAAGACAUGGAGAACAUUUGAUGGCAAAAUAGUUGAGAUGGAUACACAGUUCACCAUCAGAGCCAGAGAACUGCAAAACAUCUAUAAAUGCAUUACACUGAAAAAUCUCUCUCAAGAUGAGAGGCUGGAUGUGCUCUUAACACUUAAACAUACUGUGAAGGAACAUGAAUGUAAACUGACUCAGGAAAUUUUACAAUUGAUUGACAGAGAGGUUGACCUUAUGAUGAGAGGAGUCAAACAUCAUAACCUUGAAGGACUCAGAAAAAGAAUUGCAACACUCUUUUUUCAAUACAUUAAAACACCUCUGUUUAAUCCAGAAGUUGCAAGACACCUUAAGGCCCCUCAAGACCCACUGAAGUUUUAUAAGAAGAUUUACUUUUGCCACAGUUGCCAGCUGUAUUUGCCUUCUACAGCGUUUGCUGUAUCCGCGACUUCACACCGCAUAUACCGGUGUCGUCACUGCGUUAAUCUUGACAAUGAGACUCGACAGCGAGAAUCAUUUUUGAAGUACAAAUGUUUACUUCAACGGCUCUACUAUUCAGAAACUGAUUAUGAAGAUGACUCUAAAAUUGCUUUUCUGAUGCAGCUACAAGAUAUUCAGUACCUGACAGAGAACAUCUGGGCAUCCCAGUCAGUCCUCAGUGCCUGGACCAAUCUCAAUGAUCUGGUCAUGGUCAGGUGGGAUAAAUCCUUGGAGUGGUCCCCCUGGAACUGCAUUCUUCUCACCAAAGAUGAAGCUGCUGUUCAUCUCAAGCUAACAAGUAUUGAAGAGGGAUAUGAACCCUUGUUUAUUCACAAGAUCAAACACAAACAUAUCCUGGCUAAGAACUAUUUUUCUCAAAUUCCAGUGCUGGCUUCAUUUAUACCUGAUGGUGAAAUAGAUGAGAUCAGAAAGAAAUAUCACUCAGAAACAACACCUAAGAUUAUAGAACUCCAGACGCCUAGUCCUUAGAAGACCCAGGAGCAUUUGUUUGAUGAUCAGCAUUUUUAUUCACUGCUAAUAGAGUAAUACAGAGGUCACACAAUAUGGAA